This is a messenger RNA of Hordeum vulgare subsp. vulgare (domesticated barley), 639 nucleotides long. RefSeq lists its product as uncharacterized. The record is from RefSeq and is a predicted model, not a curated record. The transcript has a single exon. Bases 177 to 410 code for a protein of 77 amino acids. NCBI's taxonomy places the organism in Eukaryota, Viridiplantae, Streptophyta, Magnoliopsida, Poales, Poaceae.
UGUCAAUCAACACCUUUCUGCAGUUAAAUCCCUUUAGGUCCCUUGCUUCCAAAGGAUGGCACUCCAUGUACAGCCUAUUUUCUCCGUCGCGAAGCCACUGUGAGCUCCAAGCAUCCUCUACUUCUGCCUACUCACCAUCGAUGUUGUGCUUGCAUGUGUGACAUAGAAGAAGACAGAUGACGACGACGGACUGGGGGCCCAUCAUCGUGGCGGUGGUGUUGUUCAUCCUGCUGUCGCCGGGGUUCCUGUUCCAGCUGCCGGCGAGGGUGAGGGUGGUAGAGUUCGGCAACAUGGGCACUAGCGGCUUCUCCAUCCUCGUCCAUGCCAUCCUCUACUUCUGCCUGCUCACCAUCGCUGUUGUGGCCAUCGGAGUGCACGUGUAUGCCUCCAAAUCCGGUCCAGUAGGGUAAAUAUGCAGUGCUCUCUGGCCAUUCAUGGGGUGCUUUUUUUUAACAGGGGUAGGGGCUCAAAGGCCCCUGAAGCUACCAUUCAUGGGGUGGUGGUGUUGAAUUCCUUUGAUUUGUUUGCUUGUCUUUCUGUCUUUUGGACACAAAACUAAGUGAGAAAUGAAAAUCAUAUAUGUAUGCAUCGUGUUGUUUACAAAGACAAAAUGCAUGAUGCAUCCACGAAAUUUGAGCA